GCGGCCUCCGACGAGAGAGGUUUGUCGUCCGUGUUAGCAGUCACUGCAAGUUCGGUUCGGUCCGUAGCAUCGUGACUUAAACGUCGAUAAAUACAACGACGAUCCUUCACCGCGAUUCGAUCAUGUUGUGACAGAUGCGCUCCUCGUGUGCCGCCGAUACGUCGCGCUUGCGAUCACCCCGUUAUCGCAAUGAUGCACGCGCGAUAGGAAAACAAGCAGCUCGUCGACUCCGUAAUCGCGUCCAUCUCGACUCGAGCAACAGAUGUGACCAUCGUGCGCGUCUCGUUCUUUAUAUUUAGUUAAUCAAGAUUUUCUCAGUUGGUAAAAUACUUCGAUUCUAAUCUCCACGUUGUUUCCACGCUCCUCGAAAAGCGUCGUAACGAAUAACAACGAUAAAUGUGUGCUUCUAAUUCUACUGACGGCAGAUAAGAAACGUUUAAGUAAUCGUACCAGCGAUCAAGUGAAAGAUAACAUCGUGGAGACGUUGAGAAGGAAAUAAGAAGUUCUUAGAAUCUGCGUCCACGAUCGACGUGAAUUGCUGCUCGUCGUCCGCCGUUCUAAGAACUUAUCUACGGCUUAAGGGCACCGGGCCGUGCACGAGAAGUAAAAGAGGAAGAGAAUUCCUUUGUCCUCCGAGACGGCGCGGAAGGAGGUGGACGACGAACCGUGGAGAGGGGGAAAGAGGCAGCCAAACGAAGCAGCACGCGGUCGAGUUUCUCAGAGUAUACCUGCCGCGUGAGCGCGACAAGGACGGCGCGAUUAAACGAGAGAGAGUGAGAGACGCUUUAUACGCCGGUGAACGGCCGUCUCGUUGUCGUUGCCAGCAGCAAAGGGCAACAAACCACGCGCUACGGCAGAAACUCUCCUUUUCCUGUUCAAGGUCAGAGCAUCGAGACCCACGUCGCGAUUCUUUGUAAUUGGACUAUCGCGAGUGAAGUAAAGUAAAAUCGUUUGUGCGCGUAAUGCUCGGGGAUUAGGAGAGAUAGAAUCGCGAGAAUCGUUUCACGGCGAAUAUCGAGAGAGAGAGAGAGAGAGAAAGUGAGAUUGUGUUUGAUUUCCUCGUGAUCAUGUUGAGGCAGAGGCUAUUACCAGACGCCAUGACUAUAGUUAGAGCAGCUGUUCUCGCAGCUGUCCUGGGACAACUCGUGGGCCCCAGCACGGCCAGCAGACCCGCCGGCGCUCACCCGGGACACGCUUACUUCGAGCAACCGUGCUGUGGACGUUCCCAUCUCAGGCAUCACAAAGAACACGUGCGGGAAUUCAGCUGCGGCAUGCUGUACUACAGGACGCUCUAUCUGGACAGUAAGAGAGACGCCCUAUACGUCGGAGCUAUGGACAAGAUCUUCAGGCUAAAUCUGAGCAACAUCAGUCAUUCCAACUGCGAGAGAGAUGCCCUGAAUCUGGAACCCAGCAACGUGGCAAAUUGCGUGUCCAAAGGCAAAUCGGAGCAUUUCGACUGCCGGAACCAUAUAAGAGUGAUACAACCAAUGGGAGAUGGAAAUCGGCUCUACAUGUGCGGCACGAACGCGCACGCGCCCAAGGAUUGGGUGAUUUAUAGUAAUCUGACUCACUUACCGCGUCACGAGUUUGUUCCGGGAGUGGGAAUGGGUAUCGCGAAGUGCCCUUACGAUCCUGCGGACAACUCUACGGCGGUUUGGGUCGAGAAGGGCAAUCCUGGGGACUUGCCAGCUCUUUAUUCCGGCACGAACGCCGAGUUCACCAAAGCCGAUACCGUAAUCUUCCGCACGGAUCUCUACAAUCUGACUACCGGUCGCAAGGCGUUCAGUUUCAAAAGAACGCUCAAGUACGACUCCAAGUGGCUCGAUAAACCGAAUUUCGUAGGCUCGUACGACAUCGGCAGCCACGUGUUCUUCUUUUUCCGCGAGACCGCGGUCGAAUACAUCAACUGCGGUAAAAGUGUGUACUCCCGCGUGGCGAGAGUCUGCAAGAGGGAUACUGGUGGUAAAAAUAUACUUGCCCAAAAUUGGGCCACGUAUCUCAAGGCCAGGUUAAAUUGCUCGAUACCUGGCGAGUUUCCAUUUUACUUCAACGAGAUACAGAGCAUUUACAAGGUGCCAGGUGACGACACGCAUUUCUACGGGACCUUCACCACAUCGACGAACGGGUUAAUGGGAUCCGCGAUAUGUUCCUUUCACAUCGACGCUAUUCAGGAGGCUUUCCGCGGAAAGUUCAAAGAGCAGGCAACUAGUAGUAGCGCGUGGUUACCAGUCUUGUCCAACAAAGUUCCAGAACCGCGUCCGGGCCAAUGCGUCAACGACACAGAGACGUUGCCGGACACAGUUUUGAAUUUCAUAAGGUCCCAUCCUCUGAUGGAUUCCGCGAUCUCGCACGAGAACGAGAAGCCGGUCUUCUACAAGCGAGACGUCAUGCUCACGCGAUUGGUCGUCGAUAAGCUGCGCAUCGAUUUUGUCGGCAUCGAUCUGGAUUACACCGUCUACUACGCUGGUUCCAGCGACGGUCGCGUUCACAAGGUUGUACAAUGGAUCGACAAUAACGGUGAAUCCCAGUCGAUCUUGCUGGACGUUUUCGAUGUCACACCGGGCGAACCGAUACAAGCGAUGGAGAUUUCAAAGGAGCAUAAGGCUCUCUACGUAGCAUCGGAUCACCGGAUAAAGCAGAUCGAUCUGGUAAUGUGCACCCGACGAUACGACAAUUGCCUGCGAUGCGUCCACGAUCCGUACUGCGGAUGGGAUAAGGAUACAAAUACGUGCAAACCCUACGAACCUGGGCUUCUUCAGGAUGUAUCGAACAGCACAGCCGAUGUUUGCGACAGCAGCGUCGGCAAACGGAAGCUGGUUGUCACGUGGGGCCAGUCGGUGCAUCUGGGAUGUUUCGUAAAAAUGCCGGAAGUACUGGCGAAUCAAGAGGUACGGUGGUACCAUUAUAGUAAAGAGAAGGGUAGAUAUCAGAUCGCGUACAAGUACGGCGCCGGCGGCGACAAGUUCAUCGAGACCUCGGAGAAAGGUCUGGUGAUUGUCGGCGUCAACGAGCAGGAUGCCGGUAGAUACGAUUGCUGGCUUGGCGGUGCUCUCCUGUGCUCCUACAACAUCACCGUGGACGCGCACAGAUGUUCCGCCCCCGCCAAGUCCAACGACUAUCAGAAGAUAUAUUCGGACUGGUGUCACGAAUUCGAAAAGUACAAGUCGGCGAUGAAGAGUUGGGAGAGAAAGCAGGCGCAAUGCGCCUCGAGGCAAAAUGACAGCAAUCAGAAUGUACACACGAACGAGGUGUACGGCACGCCCCUCGUCUGAUGGAGCCGAUCGUUGGGUCCCUCGUCGAGCCGAGAUCACGAUGACGCCAUGAUACGCAUAAGCGUCCCGCCGAAGAAUCGCGGCUGGACCACGACCGGCUGGACGAGCCUGACCUUCCUACUGGCCGGUCACGUCACCGCGCUCGGCCCGUUGGUCACCCGAGGUCUCUAAAGCGACUGAGACCGAUACGCGGCUUCGUGAACUGUGUGGUAAAAAGGACUUGAAAUCUGGUGAGUGCGAAAACGUACGCGCGAUCGAUCGUGCAUGUUGAUACUAUUUACGUGCCACUGUGCCCGAGAUUGCUUCUCGUCGCGCUACCGAUCGCGAGUGAUCGUCGAUGAUUUCAUUGGCGGUAGAAAAUAUCACAUAUAUUCCAGUUUCGUUCUGGUCGCGCGUUUUUUCUUACGUAUGUUUUUUUUGUACUCGCUUAAUGCUGUAAAUAGACGUGUUGCGCACGAGUCGCGCGAAAGAGAGAUCCGACAUUAAUGCAGCGAGUGUGUUCUUGGCGAUGACGACGGUAAUGCUACGAAAUGCCGUUAAAAAGUGAGGCGAUUUUCAUCUCGUAAAUUCUGAUAUGAAUGUUGCAUGCGCGGAAAAAUGGUUUUUGUCGGAGUAAACGGAUGUGCAUCGCGGAUAAAACCCAAUAGACUGUGGAAACUGUACGGAAAAACGCGCACUUUCAUUUCCUCAGAUUUUUAAUUGAUUUGCGAGACGACGAGGAAUUAUGUACAUAUGAUAUCGGAGCCUCGAAAGACGCCAUGUAGAUCGCGAUAUCGCCGUAAUGAGAUAUCGAUUGUCAAUGGAACUGUCGAGAUUAUAAGGAAGCGAUGUGUCGAAGAAUGAAAGGUGCGUUUUCUCCUGCGGUUUUUCACAUCUGUGAUAGAAAAGAGAAACGGAAGGUAUAGUUCUCUGACGACGAGAGAAUAUCGAUAGGACAACAGUCGUUAUGGUUCGAGGAAAGGUGGUGAAACGUCGCGUCAAGAGGGAAAAACGAAACGUGGCCAACGGCACGUUUACGACGUCACGCAGGUUACAUAUGAGAUUAUUAUCGACUUUAGAGACCUUCGUGCGAGCUGCGCUGUACUCGCGCGACGCUGGUCAGCUUUCCAUAUCACGUUCGCCACUUUUGCGGCGCGCACACGCCUAUUUUCUACUCUUGCACACCUACCCCUCAAUAUACCAACCCUCUCCUUACAUAUCCUUCGGUUCCCCCUCCUAUCGCAUCUCGACGAUCGCGCGAGUUCCGGCCUUUGAUUAUCUAUUGUUUGCCGGAACUUUCGUGCGCCAUUCUGAUCAUCAUCAUUAUUCUUCGCAUAUCCACUUGAGAGACACGGCGAAACGACCGCGCGAUGACAUCGCAUUUUUAUACGCGCCCGCGUACAUUGUGUCGAUGAAGGCACACGUGUCAUCAUAUCGGACAGAAACGUCAAAAUCGUCGCGCUCCAGUUUGCGAGGAAUUGUUUCGAGUAUCUCUCACGCGUCGUCAUCGUCGAGAAUCCUUUCCUUCAACUAAGGUGCUACGCGGAUCUAACUUUUUUGCAGGAAGUCCUCUGGGUCCCGGACUCAUACAUCUCCCAUUUUCUUUCAUCCGAUUCUUUUUCCCCGAUCGACACGCGCGCGCGUACGAAAAACGCGUUACGCACUUAACGAGCGAUCGUUGUGUACGCGCCGGUACACUGUACAUAAUAUAUCGAAUUCCAAAAGUCACGUGUACACACUUUCCUUAGGUAAGUCUAAUAUUAGCGUAGUAUAUACAUGUUUGCUUAUUAGUUUUCGAUCAACACGGCCACGGAUCUCUCGUUGCAUCCUGCAACGAUAUCGGCGGCAUAACAACCGUCACCCAAAAAGUAAACGCGAUGCUGGGGCACACAUUGAGGCGAGCGAUCGUUUCGACGCGACUUCCGGACUCGACAUUACGAGCGAGCUGUCAAUCCGUCAUUGUAUUUCUAACGUGUCUUUAACACUACACAGAUAGAUUGCGAUUGAAUCGAACUCGUGGCGUGGCGUCCGAAUUUGCUUCCCGAAAUCAAUCUGGAAUUUUAACGUCUAUCGUUAUACUUGAUUCGUUUUGGGAUUUUAAUACGAUUAUAUUAUUCGAUUUACCUCAUUUUUAUCAUCGUUGAUUUUCGCGUUACUUUUCGAAUGGAUACGGAUCCGGGAGUGUUUUUGACUUUGUAAUUCUCUGUAUAUAGAUAUAAUAAUGUUAUAUUUUUAUAAAAAAAAAAAGAUCUUGUCGAGAAAGAUUCAUUGUGAAAAGUGACAACAUGUUUUUAAUUAGUAUUCACGCUCAAUCAAUUGGAGUGACCGCGAACAUCAAAAAAACCGUUUCCGGGCAAACGAAUAUUUUUCGAAUCUCGAUACACGCGGGAAACCGAAGAGUAAUUCAAUUUUGUCGCGUUUCACCGCUAAUUUCAAUACCGUAUAUGCAUACGUCCUCGUUUAGUAAAUCGUCCAUGAAAAUAUGACGCAGACUCACACACACAUUGUAGUGGAAUUAGCGUUCGUGUUAGCGUCCGUCCGACUUUUCCUCGGAGAUCGACAUACAUUUUGUAAUCAACGCGACAACAAACAUCUAUCGGUGCUCAUUUGGCGCGAUUUGUCGAACGAUCGGCGUAUCGAGAGAGCACUCAGCCAGCCAGCCAGCCAGCCAGCCAGCCAGCCAGCCAUAAUCAUCAUACAUACACACGUAGGCUAUAUAAAGAAUUGUAGGAGAGGUCAUGACACCUCUCUCUGUACACAGAUUUUCGGUUCUUUGAGACAUCCGGUGAUAGUUUUGCUCUUAUCUUUGCGUUUGUACAUAUAGAUAUUUUUUAUCGUAAUAAUUACGUAUCCUCGAUAUAUAAUGCAGUAGCGCGAAAAUGCCCGAUCGAGCCUGGAUGCGCGCGAGAGACUGUUAUUAACUUGUGUACAGAAAUUGUCGCAGUCGACGAUUUACAUACUUUUUGUACCUAUAAGGCUCAACCUAUAUACGCGAGAAAAUACGCGGCGAGGGACUCCGAUCGAAUGAUAAAUCCUCGUAGAGGAAACGUAGAUUAGAAUAACGGAGUACACACCUAAACGAGACCUUGGGAAAGAUGUAAGAGUAACACAAUAAUCGGUAAUCUAAUCCUCGAGUAUGUACUUAUUAUGAGCUUCAACAAGUAUUGAUUAGUAUUACGACGUAAGAAUUAAGGCUAAACGCACGUUAAGGAUAAAAUCGAGAGACCGGCCGACCGCGCGACGUCGCGCGGAUGGAUGGGGGGCUCACUCGCGAAUUUUUGCGCGCGGUCUCCGCGUUUUUAACGGGAAAUGCUCCUCGUCGAUCCGCUCGGUCUACUCGUACCUACAAAUCAUCCUCAAAUUUCUCCAGCCAUCAAUCGACGUCCCGGAUCGUACCGGAUCAUAAGCGCGCCUGGAUAUAGAGAAAAGGAGCGAUCGAAAGAGUGCUAGAUACGUAUGUGAGUGUGUGCGUGUAUGUAUGCGUAUGUGAUUGCGCGAUGUGUCACGGAUUGAUACGUAAAGAAUAGUAACUUACCUAUCGUGUAUCUAAAGAAAGUUAUAAAAAAAAGAGUAAAAGCAAACUUAAUAUUACGAUAGAAUAGUAAAGUACACGAACUUUGGCUAAGAACGCCCUCGUGCAGUCCUUACUGGCCACGUCAUGUCAACCGCGUGUUAUGGUAACACGAGGAGAGAAAUCGUAUCGAUCCUCGAAUGGGAAUAGUCUCCUUUACGUCUCGCGAGAGAGCUAAGUGUCCGAGGGCGAGUGCACGAGGGCGCACUUCGGGUUGGAGUGAUCACGGAAAGCAAUCUAAGUUGAAUCUAAAGUUGUUAGAUAUAUUAUUUGUAAGAUUACUGUAUGUUGCGCGUGGAUGCGAUUGAUGCGGCGGGAUAUCGCGAGCGGAUUUUGUCGGAGACAAUUUGUGGAGACACGAGCUUGAAACGCAUCUUAAUGAAAAAAAAGAAAGAAGAGAAUAUCGGAUACAUCGCGUCUGCGAAAUUCCAGUCGAUUAUCCCGCAACGUCGACCGCGAAGGCGAGAUAGAUUAUAGCUCGGUUUAAUGUAUGCGAUGCGAGACGAUUUUGAGUAACACAACAUAAUAGUUACUCGUAUAAGGGAACGGAAAAGAAGGUGUUGGGGGCGGGAAAGGAGACGCCCUAAGUGAAUAAUUAGUUACGAUGAUACAUACUACUACGAUACAGAGGGAAGGAAAGAAGUGAAGGGUAGCCGAUAACGAUUUAUUAAGAUAUAUCACUAGGACUAGCCGACGACUGUCUUAGGUUUCGCGAAUGAUUUCGGAAACGUAGACUUAUUUCUCGGAAGGGAGUGAAAUAUGGAAUGGAGAAGGAUUCGCUGUGUACUCUUAACUUUUUUUUUUUUUAUCGCGAAGAUUAGCGGAAGAGAGAAAAUGUGAUCCGUUUGAUCGAUUUCCUCUUAAUUUCGCCGGUCUUUCUUUCCGCUCUUGUGUCAUCGGCGUCGUUUUUCUUCCAUAUUUUUUUUUUGCUCUCUCCUUUUUUACGAUAUAUCUUGCCUUAAAGCAGAAAAUUGGAGCAAACUCGCGCGCACGCGAGGUUAAUAGUCCAUUCGUAUCGUGGAAAACUCAUCCUUCAUCAUCGCCGUAUUUUUCUCCGUCUUUUCGGUUCGCUUCUUUUUUGCAUUCUGCUCGUUCCUGUCGACAGCAGAGCGAUCAAGGGUGGAAAUUAGGGAUGGGCGGUAGCGCGCCGUGAGUCGUUUUCAAGCUCGUAGAAGCCGAUAUAUGCCGCUUACGGGAAUUCAAUUUAAGUACCGCGCGGUAAGGAACGGAUCCCUCCGCAUCGCUCGAGGUAAUGCCGCCCGCAGGGGCGUGCAUCGGCGCAUCGGCAGUUUUGUUUAUGGAACGUACUCGUGAAUAUCGAUCUUCCUCAAAGCGCCCCGCCAAACGUUGUGUUUGUUCGCGCCAGGCGAUAUGUUUAUCGAUUAAAUUAAUUCGGCCACGCAUACGCCACACCUUGCGCCUGUCGAACGAAGGUACAGUUCUCUCUCUCUCUCUCUCUAUGCUAUAUGCGCGAAGCGUGAUUUUUCGAAAAGCUGCGAUUUAUACAUGAGAAAUUAUUCUCACUUUUAUAUAAAAAAAUCUAGUUUUAUUGUUUAUUGUAAGAAAAUAUUUGUAAUAAUUGGAUCUCAGAAUGAAACGAAUUUUAAUCUGCAUACAGAUAUACUCCGCGAUUAUACGAUCGAUCGAUUCACGGUACGCACCGCCUAAAAAUUCAGACUUAUCGACACGUAUGUGCGAUUAUCAUCGUUAAUAACACGACCGUAGAUAAUUUUUAGUUCAAAGAAUUUCGUACGAUAUAAGAGACCCUUUUAGAUAUUCACCUAUUACCUAAACAUCCAAUCGCUAUUUUUAUCAAAAAAAAACAUGUUAAAAAUCUUUAAUAGUUAUCCAUUGUUCACUAUUGCUAUAAUAAAGUUUUGCUUUAAUAAAUGAUUGAUUCGUA
Messenger RNA from Cataglyphis hispanica, 8725 nucleotides. RefSeq names its product semaphorin-2A (gene Sema2a). Gene Ontology annotation, biological process: neural crest cell migration; negative regulation of axon extension involved in axon guidance; axon guidance. The record is from RefSeq and is a predicted model, not a curated record. Bases 1068 to 3272 code for a protein of 734 amino acids. Gene Ontology annotation, molecular function: chemorepellent activity; semaphorin receptor binding. NCBI's taxonomy places the organism in Eukaryota, Metazoa, Arthropoda, Insecta, Hymenoptera, Formicidae. The transcript is spliced from 11 exons.